Molecule: messenger RNA, 360 nt
Organism: Macrosiphum euphorbiae (potato aphid)
Lineage: Eukaryota; Metazoa; Arthropoda; Insecta; Hemiptera; Aphididae
Source: the annotation of a GenBank genome assembly
AUGAGGGAUGGGUUUAUAACACAUGUAAGAAGUAACACUGAGGUUCAAGCUACAAUUACACAUAGGAGAGACAAAUUGGUAGGUUUAGGCCAUACACUUCAACCAUUCAUCAUAAUUGUGGGUCAACUUAAAGAAAUUUCCAAUUAUUUAGUUGUUGUUGAUAACAUAUUCUAUCAAUUGAAUUCAAUUGCUGCCUCAGUUGAUUGUUGUUUUAAGAUUAUUAUAACACUCAAUGCACAGUACUCUGUUGAGUGUGAAACUGUUUGGUGUUUUAUACAAAAAGGUUUUUAUAAUUUGCAAACACCAUUUGAUAAAAACUUUACAGCAGUCAACACAUUUCUUUCAGAUGUAGGGAUUUAA